This is a messenger RNA of Penicillium soppii, 1545 nucleotides long. Its product is annotated as copper fist DNA-binding domain-containing protein. Lineage: Eukaryota; Fungi; Ascomycota; Eurotiomycetes; Eurotiales; Aspergillaceae. The transcript has 2 exons. The record is from RefSeq and is a predicted model, not a curated record. Gene Ontology annotation, cellular component: nucleus. Gene Ontology annotation, biological process: intracellular iron ion homeostasis; positive regulation of transcription by RNA polymerase II; intracellular copper ion homeostasis. Bases 1 to 1545 code for a protein of 514 amino acids. Gene Ontology annotation, molecular function: DNA-binding transcription factor activity, RNA polymerase II-specific; RNA polymerase II cis-regulatory region sequence-specific DNA binding; copper ion binding.
AUGCUCGUCGAUGGUGAAAAGUGGGCUUGUGAAGCUUGCGUCCGGGGUCAUCGGGUUAGCAGCUGUCACCACAGUGACCGCCCCUUGACCCACAUCAACAAAAAAGGCCGUCCAGUCUCUCAAUGUACUCACUGCCGCGGCCUACGCAAGUCUCGGACAACCCACACCAAAUGUGAUUGCGGCGACAAAAAGAAGAAGGAUGACUGCCAUGUGACCGACAUCCACAACCGCUGUGGCUGUUGCCAUGGUCAGCGCUGCACCUGUGCGCUCAAAAAGGAACAUCAUUUGGAUACUGUACCCGAAACUGGUCUCCCCUUCUCUCCCCCGCUUCCAACUGAAACCCCGCGGAAACCUCCCCUUACGUCCACUAAAUCCGAAUCGACGCUCACGAUAUUCCGCGAUGGUCACCAUAAACCAGCCCAUAAGCAUAAUGACAUGGCCCACAAAUGUGGAUUGCCCUACACGAUCCCACGAUCACAUACUAUCCACCAUCCACACGACUUACCCCGUCGUUCCGUGGAUCAUUUGCCUUUGACCCAGUCAGCCUUUGUCAAGGAACCUCUUACUCUGUCGGAUCACCCGAGUUCACAACAGCCGUCGCAAAAUGGCUCUCCGAACAGUGCGCUUGCAUCGGGUGCUGAAGAAGAUGUGAAGCCCGCUCCUCAUGAUCAGCCAUAUUUCGAUCAAUUCGCCACACCCGCCCUUCCUCCUUCAUCAUUAGAUCGGCCUCAAAAUGGGACAGCAAAUCCUACCUCUGCCCCUUCCACGAUGGACAAAUACCCUCUAGAACACAUUGUCACCAGUGUUCCUCCUCUUGACGUCUCCUCUUUCGCCUCCUUCCCGACAACGAGCACCAAUUCCCCGGUCACCUGCAUGGCAUUUCAAGAACCCUAUCAAGAAUGCUAUUUCACCUCUCCAGACUCCGAUAUGCCUCUGGGAUCUGCCGGUAUUGGUGCUCCCUCGGUCGACUGGUCGAGCUUCCCUCUAUACUCCGACGUGCCUGCUUCAACCAGCACACAAGCCCCCUCAUACGCUAGCUUUGAUUACAAUGGGUACCCAUCGGGCCUGCCACCGCCAUCAUCCUCCGGGGAGAUUUCAGAGGCCGACGAGUUCGGGCCGCUUCCCGGUCUUGGUCAUGCUGGCAAUGACAUGCAUGAUCUGCACAGCGUGAGCGAAGCCUCGGACAUGGACCACCUCCGCGUCAGCUCUGCAUCCUCAUUGGUUGGUUUACCUCAGACGCGUCUGCUAUCAUCCAAUGACCUGGAUUCAAUCAGCAUCGACGACUUCCUCAAGUCUACCAAUGAGUCCACUGCUGCGCUCGAGCACCAGCUGCAGGCCAGUAUUACCAUGGAGACAAAACCAGUCCUUGCGCAUGAUAUCUACGCUAUGCCCCAAGCGCCUAUGUACAAGCCUAUGACGCCGGCUCCGAUGACCAGCGUCCCCUCGCCGCCGGACUCAAUUCCCAUCUGGACGGGUGGUCUCUUCGAUGCUGACACCACCCCACCCAUGGAUGACAACUUCUUCCAACAAUCCUGGGCCCAGUAA